Messenger RNA from Hippocampus zosterae (dwarf seahorse), 2901 nucleotides. RefSeq names its product proton channel OTOP2-like. The transcript has 6 exons. Gene Ontology annotation, cellular component: membrane. Gene Ontology annotation, molecular function: proton channel activity. NCBI's taxonomy places the organism in Eukaryota, Metazoa, Chordata, Actinopteri, Syngnathiformes, Syngnathidae. Gene Ontology annotation, biological process: proton transmembrane transport. The record is from RefSeq and is a predicted model, not a curated record. Bases 183 to 2081 code for a protein of 632 amino acids.
GACGAACUCGGCUAAACCAGUGUCGCAAUGUCAAGGUGCCAAUUAUGUUGAUUCCGCUCACGGAAAAAGUUUGAACCUGGGCGGGUUCUUUAGGGGGAAUGGCAAACAAUGGGUGAAGCUUGUAAAACCAGUCACGUCUCAACCACAGUUACAGAUGCUGCCGGUAAUUCAAAUGCGCUCCUAUGUCGCAGGAAGCAACCAUGUGUUUGAACACGGGCUCCCCGUGCGACUGUCUGGCCAACGGGAGCCCUUGCGAACCCUGCGGGAUGAACAAAAACGGGGAAGGUCAGUGUCACGCCUCCCCGCAUGGCGCCGCGGCGGAGAACACGGGCGAGCCUGACCACCCGCUUGAAAAAUCAAGUUCUUCGAAUAAGGAAAGGGACAGAAACUGGGGAUGGAUUCUGUCCGGGGUCAUCUUUAUCAACGUCCUGAUGUUGGGUAUCGCGCUGGUGAGCGGAAGUGCUUACGAGCACGUCGACAUCAGCAUGUCUGACCUCCAGGUUUUCCUCGUUAUCGUCCUCAUCAUCACCAGCAUUUGGAUGAUCUACUAUAUCAUCUUCACGGCCAGGAUUGAAAACGCCGUGGCGUACAGGGACCAACACGCCGGGCCCGUGUGGCUCAGGGGAGGAAUGGUGCUGUUUGGACUCCUCAGUAUCAUUAUGGACUUUUUUAAGAUCGCCAGCUAUGUCGGCUUCCUCCACUGCGAGUCGGCCAUCAAGAUUGUUUUUCCCGUGAUCCAGCUUGUUUUCAUUGUUGUGCAGACGUAUUUCAUGUGGGUCCAUGCAAAGGACUGCGUACAGCUACACAGGAACCUUACACGGUGCGGCCUGAUGCUCGUCCUCUCCAUUAAUCUGGUUUUGUGGAUGGCUGCGGUCACGGAGGAGUCACUCCACCAAACAGGCCACCACGGUGACGACCACGGCGACGACCACGGCGACGACCACGGUGGCGAUCACGGCAACGACACGCAUGAAUCCAACGACCACCAUGACAACAGCUCCCAUAAGCUCUGGGGACGGAACCUGUACAUCCGCAAAGCGAGUUACGGAGAGGACGAAUGCGUGUGCAGCCACUCAUCCUGCGGCCUGUUCAAAGACGCCUACUUCUACCUGUACCCCUUCAACAUCGAGUACAGCCUUUUCGCCUCCGCCAUGGCCUACGUCAUGUGGAAAAACGUCGGCCGACUGGGCGAGGCCCACGACCCGCACAGCCACGGCCACGCCCACAAGUUCCACCUCAAAGGCGCGCUCAUUGGGCCCCUGGCUGGAAUCGUACUGGUACUCGCGGGGCUGGCCACCUUCAUCGUGUACGAGAUGGACAUGAAGGAGGAUAAAGAAGAUGACCACAGCAAGAGAGACCAAGCGCUGCUGAUUCACUUCAUCAUUAACAUUGUUAUAAUAAGUCUGAUGCUGGUGGCCACCUUGGUCGGCGUGACCAUCUACAAGCUGGAUCGCCGGGAGCACGACUCGGAGAAGAACCCCACGCGGAGCUUGGAUGUGGGGCUGCUCGUGGGAACCUCCAUGGGGCAGUUCAUCAUCAGCUACUUCACGAUAGUCGCCAUGGUGGCAUCUGGAGCCCAGGGCCACCUGAACAGGCUCAAUCUGACCUGGGCUAUACUAAUGGUGAUCCAGAUCGGGCUGCAGAACUUCUUCAUCGUUGAAGGUCUCCACCGCGAGCCUUUCCACGAGGAACACCAUGAGACCAUAACCUCGGUGACCAACAUCUAUGCCAUGCACCACUACAGCAAAGAGCUGAACCAUCUGGAAGGAUCGGAAAUAAGAGUCAAGCCCGAGCUGGAGCUGCCGGCGGUGACCCCGUACGGCCACACGGUACACUACCCACAGAAACUGACGUGGAAGAGGAGGGUCCUGAAGGAAGUUUCCGUCUUUUUGCUGUUGGCCAAUAUUAUUCUUUGGAUCAUGCCGGCAUUUGGCGCUCGCCCUCAGUUCGACCACCCAGCCGAAACCGAAUUCUACGACUUCAGCAUCUGGGCUGCCAUCGUGAACGUCGGAUUGCCUUUCGCCAUCUUUUACCGCAUGCACUCAGUGGCCGCGCUCUUGGAAGUGUUCGUCAUCUCUUAAGUGGAUAACUUCAGUGGCAAAAAAUUGUUCAUUCUCUUUUUCAAUCAUACUAUUCGACAAACAAAAACAAAUGAUUACAAAUACAACUUAUCAUAAGAUACACUCACUGUACUUGUUGGUGCCGGUCCCGUCUUGGGGAAAUUGUGAGUGUGAUGCUUAAUUCCAGUCUGUUCCGAGAUUUUCUUUGGGUGGCUAGAAAGUCCCACUUCACAAAGAUACAAUACUGGAAAAGAAAGCAAGUGUUCAGUGUGUUUUUGACAGUUUUUUAAAGAUUCAUUGCCUCAUUUGCCAGCCUGUCAUCGCAUAUUAUGCAAAAGUGGCCUGAUGCGUGAGGUUCCCUUGUAGCCAUAAACCCGUAUUUGAAGUAGGACUGCUUAUAUAUUCUUAAAAACAGUUGGUGGUUCUUUCUCUUCUGUGUCCUCACUCGGUGUUUUCGUCUUUCUCAAGAGAAAGUUUGGUUUUAACUCAUUGUUGUGGGCGUACGUUUUUUUUACAUAACGUAUCACAUGACAGAGGAGAUCGGUUUGAUAUGUGUACAGAGAUAAUUGAUUUUUUUAAAUGUAAAACUUCAUUAUAUAUGAAGUAUCUAUUUUUUUUUCAGUCAUUUUAUGCAGCCCAGUAACAGUCUGCGGCCUGGUGGUUGGGGAUCACUUAUCCUAUUUAAAAUGACAGGGAAGCCAAAGUGGAUCCUAGCUCACUUUGGCCGAGAAGGGGGAAAAGGUUGUUAUUCCUUGGACUAAUCACCAGUUAAUCACAACACAUAAGAUCCACAAGCAAUCACACUCAAACAAUUCAGUGUUCACUCGACCUUACAUAAUGG